AUGGCAUCUAUUGAAUCCCUUCUCAACCCAUUACCCGCAACAGAAUUCUUCAGACAACGCUACACAACAGCAAGCUCUUCUCCCCGACCGAAAAAUUUCCCACUUGAACGGAUGAAAAGGCCCAGAAUCCCCAAGGAUGCUCCCAUAUUCACACCCGGCAAGACUAGAGGAGAGCUACGGUACCCUCCGCAUGAAGAUGAUCAAGACGAGGAGUUGGUGAAGGAGCACAAGCGGUUCGAGAUCCAUCCCAUGGGUCAUGUUGCGGAGUAUCCUAGACAUAUUCCAUACAGUAGUGAAAAAAAGACUUUUCUGGAAAGGACUGGGCGGGAAAGUUUUGAAGUCUUUCAAUACACAUUCAAAAUCCCCAAUGAGGAUAAGACUUGGACGGUCAUGUGGGAUUACAAUAUUGGGCUGGUUCGGACGACGCAUCUGUUCAAAUGCAAUGAUUAUUCCAAGACAACACCAGCUAAGAUGCUGAACGCUAAUCCCGGCCUCCGAGAUAUCUGUCAUAGUAUCACAGGUGGAGCACUUGCAGCACAAGGCUACUGGAUGCCCUUUGAAGCUGCCAAAGCUGUUUCAGCUACAUUCUGCUGGAAUAUACGGCACGCACUAACGCCGUUGUUUGGGAAGGAAUUUCCGUCGCUAUGUAUACCGCCUGAUAGCCCUCAAUUUGGUAAAAUGGUUAUUGAUCCGGAUAUCGUUCGGAGAUCCACGGAGUUGGCAAAUGACUAUCGCCUGCAAGAGUUAGACUCG
Messenger RNA from Talaromyces proteolyticus, 753 nucleotides. RefSeq names its product transcription regulator HTH, apses-type DNA-binding domain-containing protein. The record is from RefSeq and is a predicted model, not a curated record. The transcript has 4 exons. Lineage: Eukaryota; Fungi; Ascomycota; Eurotiomycetes; Eurotiales; Trichocomaceae. Gene Ontology annotation, molecular function: DNA binding. The annotation marks the transcript as partial.